Prunus armeniaca (apricot) is the source of this 201-nucleotide messenger RNA. The record is from the annotation of a GenBank genome assembly. Lineage: Eukaryota; Viridiplantae; Streptophyta; Magnoliopsida; Rosales; Rosaceae.
AUGUUCAACAUGGUUGGCUUUAUCGACCCUGCUCAAGUUAGUGCCAACGCUGGGUCACUAACUAACAGAUCACGAUUGGUAGCCAGUCGACUUCAGAAGACAGAUGGUGAACAGAUUUUCAUGAUGCCUUACAAUCCAGGGUUAGUCUCCUUAACAGGAUUUUGUUUGUAUGAUGCACUGCGUAUAAAACUGUUUAACUAA